Lotus japonicus is the source of this 1922-nucleotide messenger RNA. Its product is annotated as sugar transport protein 14-like. Bases 81 to 1619 code for a protein of 512 amino acids. Gene Ontology annotation, cellular component: membrane. The transcript is spliced from 4 exons. Lineage: Eukaryota; Viridiplantae; Streptophyta; Magnoliopsida; Fabales; Fabaceae. Gene Ontology annotation, molecular function: monosaccharide transmembrane transporter activity. The record is from RefSeq and is a predicted model, not a curated record. Gene Ontology annotation, biological process: monosaccharide transmembrane transport.
UAUCAUUACCACUAUUCUCUUGUCUCUCCAAACUGGCUAAUACAAAAUAGUAAGGGAGACAAAAGAAUAAGUGCAGCAACAUGGCAGGGGGAGCAUUUGUUGAUGCAGCAUCUCAAAAAAGGGCUCAUCUUUAUGAGUACAAAAUAACUGGGUACUUCAUCUUUUCCUGCAUUGUUGGAGCUCUUGGUGGCUCUCUCUUUGGAUAUGACCUUGGUGUUUCAGGUGGAGUUACUUCCAUGGAUGACUUCCUGAUCGAAUUUUUCCCCAAUGUGUAUGAGAGGAAGCAUGCACAUCUGCAGGAGACAGAUUAUUGUAAAUAUGAUGAUCAGAUGUUGACGCUCUUCACUUCUUCUCUGUACUUUGCUGCUUUGGUCUCCACAUUUGGUGCUUCCACUGUAACAAAAAACAAAGGAAGGAGGGCCAGUAUCAUUUGUGGUUCCAUAAGCUUCUUCGUAGGAGCUAUCCUAAAUGCUGCUGCUAUGAACCUUACAAUGUUGAUCUUUGGCCGUAUCCUUCUUGGUGUUGGCAUUGGUUUCGGUAACCAAGCUGUCCCGUUGUACCUGUCAGAAAUGGCUCCAGCAAAAGUAAGAGGAGCAGUGAACCAGCUUUUUCAAUUGACAACUUGCUUGGGAAUUUUGAUUGCUAACCUUGUGAACUAUGCCACUGAGCAACUUCAUCCAUGGGGGUGGAGAUUAUCCCUUGGUUUGGCUACAGUUCCAGCAACUGUUAUGUUUAUUGGUGGUUUGUUGUGUCCUGAGACACCCAACAGUCUUGUGGAACAAGGAAGAUUAGAAGAAGCAAGACAAGUGUUGGAGAGAGUGAGAGGUACCCCCAAUGUUGAUGCUGAGUAUGAAGAUAUUGUUGAGGCCAGUGUUGAAGCACAGAAAAUCAAGAACCCAUUCCAGAACCUUCUCUUGAAAAAGAACAGGCCCCAGUUUGUGAUUGGUGCCUUGGCCAUUCCUGCAUUCCAGCAGCUUACUGGCAACAACUCCAUCCUCUUCUAUGCCCCUGUCAUUUUCCAGACUCUUGGCUUUGGCUCUGGUGCCUCCUUGUAUUCUUCUCUUAUCACAAGUGUUGCACUUGUUCUUGCCACUUUGAUCUCCAUGUUCUAUGUUGACAAGUUUGGCAGGAGAGCUUUCUUUUUGGAAGCUGGUGUUGAAAUGUUGUUGUGCAUGGUUGCUACAGCAGUUGUGUUGGCUCUAGAGUUUGGAAAAGGCAAAGAACUGUCAUUUGGAGUGAGUGUGUUCCUAGUGGUUGUUAUUUUCAUGUUUGUGUUGGCAUAUGGAAGGUCAUGGGGUCCUCUAGGGUGGUUGGUUCCUAGUGAGUUGUUCCCACUAGAGAUCAGGUCAGCAGCACAGAGUGUUGUGGUGUGUGUUAACAUGAUCUUCACAGCUCUUGUUGCGCAAUUGUUCCUCAUGUCACUUUGCCACCUUAAGUAUGGAAUCUUCUUGCUGUUUGCUGGCUUGAUUCUGGUGAUGAGUUGCUUUGUGUUCUUCUUGUUGCCGGAAACAAAACAAGUCCCUAUUGAGGAGAUUUAUCUUUUGUUUGAGACUCAUUGGUUCUGGAAGAAAGUGGUAGGUGACUCAAACAACCCACAGAGAACAAAUGGACAAGCAUAAGCAAAUCCUUGACCCUUGUAUGUGUGUGCCAAUGUAAAUGUAAUGUGAUUGAUUGAUAAAUGGGUGGAGCUAGCUGGCAUUGGAAUUGGAAGUGUAAUUAAGAAGAAUGAAAAAACAGCUUGCUAUAGCCGCUUUUGAUUAUUGGAAUUGGUUUUUUAUUCCUUUUUGUUUUAUACAAUUUUGUUUUAGUGAGGGAAAGCUCAAUCGAGCUGAAACAAAAGUGUAUAAAUGAUUAGUCGACGCUCUUUUGGACGUUGACAUACAUGAAUCAUGAAAGGUGUCAUCUUUUCUUUUGUUUUUUAA